This is a messenger RNA of Doryrhamphus excisus (bluestripe pipefish), 611 nucleotides long. RefSeq names its product microseminoprotein, beta-like (gene msmbl). NCBI's taxonomy places the organism in Eukaryota, Metazoa, Chordata, Actinopteri, Syngnathiformes, Syngnathidae. The record is from RefSeq and is a predicted model, not a curated record.
CUAUUGACCUUCAGGAGGUGGUGACCACAAGGUGAACACCCUUAACUUGUCCCUAUUUAAUACCAAAGGCUUGAGGCAGAAGCUAUAGUCGUUCACGUUAAUCAUUCGUGGCUUGAUCAUUUUCUUGUCUUAAAUGAAACCAACAGCAACUAUGACAACUUAUCUGUGUCUGGCUUUGCUGCUAUUUGCCCUGCUGCCACCAUCACAUGCAGCAUGCAGCCGACGGUCGGUCAGAGCCGAUGCGACACAUUGCUUUGAUGAGGCGGACAAUAAGUGGUACCCCAUUGGAUCAAGUUGGAGGAACAGUGCCUGCAUGGAUUGCACUUGCGAUGAAUGUUGUGAUGCGUAUUCCACUCCCAGGCACUACCCUGAAGAUUGUGUGUCAGUUUUUGACCGUGUGGCAUGUAAAUACAAUGUUCACAAGAGGGAUAACCCUAAUGAACCAUGUCCGAUUUUCGGGUCAGUUGGGAAGUGAUGAAGAAAACGACAUCCUUCACUCAGCCUUUUAUACAUUUGCCACACAAAGAGCCAAGCUCACGGAAGGAGAACGUGUGAUGUACUUACAAAUGUAUAAGGUGAAAAGUGGAAACAAUAAAACAUACAAUACCAUA